Stylonychia lemnae is the source of this 2490-nucleotide messenger RNA. Lineage: Eukaryota; Ciliophora; Spirotrichea; Sporadotrichida; Oxytrichidae. The record is from the annotation of a GenBank genome assembly.
AUGAAAUAGAAGUAUUCUAAUUAAAGUGUUAAUCAGAAUCAUAGAAGCAAUCCAAUGAACAAGACCUAAACCACCAAUAACAAAAAUAAAAAUACAAGUUUAGAUAACUCCCUAGCUAGAAAUACAGAUGAUUAUAGAAUUAAGAAUGCUAAAUUUGGAAGUGCUCUGAGUUCUCCUAAGAAAUCAGUUAGUCAGAAUGUAACAAAUAUGACAAACAUGUACAAUGGUGGUGGAGGUGACAAGGAGCUGAAAAGGGCAUUUAGUACCUAUUUGAAUGUAACUGGUCCUGGAGAGUAUACUCUACCCAGCUUAACAGUUGGCAAAUCAUACCAGUCUAACCGAAGAAAUGCUCCAGCAUUCACAAUGUCAAAUAAAACCAAAUUGCCUUAUUUCCCUCAGACUUAGAAGGAAUUUUAAGGAAAAGAUUCGCCUUCAUCUGUUCUCUACAGUCCAGAGCCUAACUUUGUGAGAUAAAAAGAUCCAAACUAUAAAAUUGGUACAUUCCAAAGAUUCCAUUUAUGCAAGGAAGAAGUUGAACUUAAAAGCUAAUUACCUGUAUCUUACUCUUAGGAAGUAAUUCACAAGGAAACCAAUACUUAUAAGUAAAUCGGGCAGGGUUAUGGAACUAAGUUAAGUUACAAGACCGGGAAAGAAGAUGAAACUAAUCCUGGCCCUAUUUAUAAAAACGAGUACUAUCAGUCUAUUCAGCAUAAGAUUGACAAGACCUAGGACAAGAAAGGCUCCACUUUCGGUGUAGACAAGGAGUAGCACGGCAAAGUCACCUAUGCUGGCUAAGAAAGAUGUAGAUUAGGCACACAAAGCCCAGGACCAGGAGUGUACCAAAACCCUGAUAAUAUAAGUAAGUUAAUCCUUGCAAAUUAACUCAAAUUAAUAGAAUAACUAUCAUCAGUAAGAAAUAAUUCAAGAUACUCUAUUCCAAAGAAUGACAGAGGAUUAUUGAAAAUGGUCAAAGAUGAGAAACCCAACCCUCACACCUACAAUAAUACAUCUGAUAUCUUCAUUAAUCGCAUUGCUAAGAAGGAUGCAGCCUUCUCGAUGGGGCAUACAGAAGAUAAAGGCUUAGCUCCAUCCAGUGCUGGCCCUGGACCUGGCCAUCAUCAUGGAGUACAUGAGUUGAAGCAGAAUUACAAGAUAUCAUCAUCAACUAAGGUAUUAGGUGCCGGAGCCUUUGGGAAAGUGUUCCUAAGCGAGAACGUUUCUGAUCCAACGUUUAAAGUUGCUAUAAAGGUUUUGAAUAAGGCGAAACUCAAAGAUAACAUUGAAGCUAUUAGAGAAGAAGUCAAAAUCCUGACUAAGCUAGAUCAUCCCAAUAUAGUGAAGUAUUAUGAGACGUAUGAUGAUGUUAAGUACAUGUACUUGGUCAUGGAGUAUUGCUCUGGUGGAGAGCUCUUCGAUAAGAUCGCCAGCUAGAAAAAUUAGAUGUUCAACGAAAGUGAGGCUGCUUUGAUCAUGAAAAAACUACUUCGAGCUAUAAAUCAUUGCCAUGCCUCAGGAGUAGUUCAUAGAGAUAUUAAACCAGAAAACAUUAUGAUAGGGCGUGAUGGAGAAAUAAAGCUCAUUGAUUUCGGGUUAUCUAGAAGGGUAUCUGAUAAAUAUUCUACAAUGUCGACUAUUGCAGGCACACCUUUUUACAUGGCCCCAGAGGUACUUGAUGGUGAGUAUGAUAGCAGUUGCGAUAUAUGGUCUAUGGGUGUUUUACUUUAUGUGCUUGUGUCAGGUUAUCUUCCAUUCUCAGGAGAUAACAAAUAGCAAGUAUUUAAGAAGAUUUAAAAGGGAGAUUUUAAUUUCAAUCAUAAGGAGUUCGAAAAAGUGUCUGAUGAAUGCAAGGACCUAAUCACAAAGAUGCUCGUUGUCGACUAUAGAAAAAGAGUCAAGGGUGUAGACGCCUUGAUGCACCCUUGGUUCCCCAAGUUCAAACAAAAUAAGAUCGGUGCUGAAGAAGAUAAACUAGACGAGAAUAUAGUAAACAACCUUAGAGCCUAUAGAGGAGUGUCUGCCCUUAAGAAGGCAGCCAUGAAUAUUUUAGUAAAAAUGGCAGAUAGCAAAGACAUUGAGCAUCUUAGAGAAGUAUUUAUGAACUUAGACUAGGAUGGCACAGGCUUUGUGACAGCCGUGCAGAUUAAGAGUGCUCUUAAGCAUUCAAAUAUAAACUACAAGGAGGAGGAGAUCGAGAAGAUCAUUGAUGAAGUUGAUUAUAACGGAGUAAAGAAGAUAAAUUAUACUGAAUUCUUAGCAGCAACUAUUAGUGUAAAGAAGAUUUUAACAGAGGAGAAGUUGCUUGCGAUUUUCAAACAGUUCGACACAGAUAACAGUGGCCGAAUAACCAAGCAAAACAUAUCUGAGGCCAUGAGGAAGCUAGGCCAUAAUAUCACUGGGAAGGAAAUCGAGGAGAUCAUGAAUAAGCACGAUUUCAAGAAAGAUGGAUACUUAACUUAUGAUGAAUUCAGAGAGAUAUUUUUCAAUUUAUGA